This is a messenger RNA of Camelina sativa (false flax), 552 nucleotides long. RefSeq names its product pectinesterase inhibitor-like. Gene Ontology annotation, molecular function: pectinesterase inhibitor activity. Gene Ontology annotation, biological process: negative regulation of catalytic activity. The record is from RefSeq and is a predicted model, not a curated record. Lineage: Eukaryota; Viridiplantae; Streptophyta; Magnoliopsida; Brassicales; Brassicaceae.
AUGGUUGCAUACGUCAAAAACAACUUUUUGUUGGUUCCUAUAAUUGUUUUACUUCUUUUUGUUGUCUCAUCAUAUGCAAGAUUUAGUACGAAGGUUACGAAAGAUGAAAUUAGCGAUAUCUGCACACAAAAAGAUAGAGAUAUCAAUGAAUUAGUUUGCUUUGAAGUCCUGGAAUCAAUCCCUGGAAUUGCAACGCGGAAUCAUUCUGACCUCGCCAAAUUUUUGAUUAAGUAUGAUUCUCAAAAGUUUUCAGAUAUGAUGAAGCAAUUCCAAUCACUUGAAAACAGCACAACCGAUCGCAGUUCUAAGGGUUCCUAUCAUGUAUGCUCAGAAACUUCUGACCUUGCUAUUGGUUGCUUUGAUACCGCUCUCACAUCUUUGGCGAACAAAGACUAUCUUACCUUAUACUAUAAUGUUGGCUGUACGAUGACAAUGGCGGGUACAUGCAGAGAUGAGCUGUCAACUGUUGUCAAGGCUAAUCCACAACUCUUUAAAGAUAUUUCAUUUGUCAGAGAUGUAGCUUUCAUUGUUCUAAUGAGAACGUUUAUGUAA